CCAGCCGGCCGGCCCGAGGGCGCCGGCCCGGGAGGCUCGGCAGAGCGGCUGCCCACGGGCUCCAUUGGCCCGGCGGCCGCCCCGAGUCGGCUGCACGCAGGAGUGGCCCUGCGCGGGCUCCGAAGAGUCGCGGCCCAAUGGCGGUAGCAGAAUGGCAAACUAGAUUAUAGUUCGCCUUUUUGUGGGCGACUAUAUGCCGCCACGCUGGUUCCGGCAGGCGGCGGACGGCGCGAUGCCGCGCGGGCACGGCGUCGGCCUCUUUGCCGGCCAGGCGGUGGCGGCGUCGUUCCAGGCGGCGGCCCCGAGCGGCCUCGGCCCCCCGAUGCAGCAGACCAUUGGCGGCGUGCCCUUCAUGUGCUACAAGGACGACGAGGCGGCCGCCAGCGUCACCGCCCGGGAGCAGGUGUGCGUGCUCCCCGCCCCGCGCAGGUCAAGCAGAUUGCGCGACUGGCCGGCCCUGGCGCGGGGCCCGCAGACACGCAGCCCCUGCUGCUCAGCAUGCCUGGCGCGGCGGCCGGCAGCCCGGCCGGCGCGG
This is a messenger RNA of Prorocentrum cordatum, 535 nucleotides long. The record is from the annotation of a GenBank genome assembly. NCBI's taxonomy places the organism in Eukaryota, Dinophyceae, Prorocentrales, Prorocentraceae.